Microplitis mediator is the source of this 1527-nucleotide messenger RNA. Its product is annotated as odorant receptor 13a-like. The coding region runs from base 252 to 1427 and encodes 391 amino acids. Gene Ontology annotation, molecular function: olfactory receptor activity; odorant binding. The transcript is spliced from 9 exons. NCBI's taxonomy places the organism in Eukaryota, Metazoa, Arthropoda, Insecta, Hymenoptera, Braconidae. Gene Ontology annotation, cellular component: plasma membrane. The record is from RefSeq and is a predicted model, not a curated record. Gene Ontology annotation, biological process: sensory perception of smell; detection of chemical stimulus involved in sensory perception of smell.
AAGAAUAGCGUGAUUUAAAAUGUGCAUGUAGUACUAAAGCUGUCAAUAAUUAAAACAUAAAUUUUCGCGGAUCAAAAGCUAUAGCUAAUUUAUUAUUAACGCGCCUAUUUCAUUACUAUUAUUAUUAUGAGACUGUCGCCAUAAACAUCUUACAGAAUAGAGAAUCAAGCUUUAAGAAUAAUAAUUAUUGAAAUGAAAACUCAGCUUAUGAUUUAUCAAAGUAUUAGUCGUAAUAUAGACAUCAGACAAAAAUGAAUAUUCUAAAAAGCCGUCACUUUAGAGAAUUAAAGGUCGUACUCACCCUUUUCGGACAAUGGCCUUCUCAGUCACCCCUACAACAAUACUGCGCACGAUUUGUCGUAUUGUCGGCAAUUUUCAGCAUACUGACACCAAAGAUGAUUAAGUUUUUUGAAGUAAUCAGAGAUAUAGAUGGAGUUAUCGAAUGUCUACCUAUGAUAUUUGUUCACCUUGCAAGUCUCACUAAAUAUUUAAACUGGAUAUUCAAUGCGGAUAAGUUUAAAAAGCUUCUGGUUCUUAUCGAACGUGACGGAAAGACUUUGGAAAUUUAUCAAGAUGCUGAGAUUAUGACGGAAUGGUUAAAACGUAUGAAAAGUAUUACGACCGCUUACACAACUGCCAUGUUUUCAAUCCUCGCACUGUAUCUCGUAUCGCCAGCAGUCCCGAAAAUAAUGGAUGCAAUCAGUCCAUUGAAUGAAUCUCGUCCUCUGAUAUACUUGUACCAAACGGAAUAUUAUGUUGAUCAAGAAGUAUAUUACAUUCAUAUACUGAUACAUGCUUACAUGACUGUUCCAAUUUCCGUAGCUGUUCUCGUAUAUUUUGAUAUUUUACUUGGAACACACGUACACCAUGCUUGUGCUAUGUUCAAAGUACUCAGAACAUAUUUAGAAACAAUACAUGUCGAUAUUUAUAACACACAACUGAGUGAUGAAGUAAUAUCUAAUAAAAUUUAUAAAAAAAUCAUGCGGUGUAUUGAUAUGCACAGAAAUACAUUAGAAUUUGCCAAUGCCCUAGAAUCAUCUUACAAUAUUGCUUGGCUUAUUUUACUGACUUAUUGUCUAAUAGCGCUUACUUUUACUGGAAUGGCGACAGUAAUGAAAUUAAAUCAAACAAGUGAAGCAAUUAAAUUUAUAGCAUUUUCCAUAGGCCAUGUUUUUCAUCUUUUUUUCACGAGUUUUCAAGGACAACUGCUUAUAGAACAAAGUGAAGCGGUUUUUUAUUCAACUUAUUUAUCCGAGUGGUACAAUAUACCGGUUUUUUAUAAAAAACUUCUAAUUCCAAUAAUGAUGAGAAGUAUGACGCCAUGCAGAAUAUCUGCUGGAAAAGUGUAUAUUCUGUCUCUGGAUACAUUCAGUUCAGUAAUUCAAAAGGCAAUGUCUUUCUUCACGGUCCUUUCCUCAAUGUGUUGAAAGCAACUGGCAAUACUAUUUGAUAAAAAGUGAUACUAUUGUUUUUAUUGUUACUGUAUAAUUCUUAAAAAUUAUUUUAUAAAAAAAGAUAAUAAAUAAA